AUGCACCGAUCAUGGAACAGCUGGUGUUCCCUUCGGCGGAUGCUAUUUGCAGGUGCCAUGGGUGCUUGCGGUGUUCUCACCUACUUGAUGUGGUUUGGAAUGAACUCAGACCGUGAUAAUGUCCCCCCGCUACUCACACAACUCAUCCCAGCAGGCCACUGCACCUGCCAAUCAUCCACUUCAUUUCAAUGCUCGGACUGCCUCACCUGUCUUGCCUCACCGCCGUCAACCGAACCGGAACGCCUUUCAACUUGGAGUUUCCAGUACGGGCGAGACGACCAGGACCUGGGUUUGAGCAAGAGUCAGUGCCAGGCAUCAUUCCCCGGUCUCUUCCAGGACAUCCACCGAGGAGUCGAGUAUUGGAGGUCGCGAGGGGGCAUAUCAAUAGACGAUCUGAGCGCGACACCAUUCGAAGAUGGCAUGGCCCGCGCUAUCAUCUCUAAUGGAGAAUUGUAUGUGGUGGCGACGAAAGCAAAGGGGGAUGACCACCGGCGCAAGAUCCUUGCUACUCUAGGAUCUAUCUAUCGGGCGCUAUCUGCGUCCUCUGAUCGUACCUCUCACCCCACAAUCGAGUUUAUCUUCUCAAUCGAAGAUCGCGUGGAUGACGUUCACGCUGUUGGCCACCCGGUCUGGGUAUUAUCAAGGAGAGUAUCCGAGGAGUCUGUCUUUUUAAUGCCAGAUUUCGGGUAUUGGUCCUGGGCCAAGAGUAACAUCGGCCCAUAUGGGCAGGUCGUAGAGCGCGUCAUGGCUGCUGAAUCCGAGCUGAGAUUCGCGGAUAAACAACAGAAGAUAGUUUGGCGGGGGAAGUUGAGCUUUGCACCAAAGCUGCGUCGGGCACUCUUGGACAUUGCACGAGGUGAGCCUUGGAGUGAUGUGAAGGAGUUAGAUUGGAGCCAGAAGGCCAACUUCUUAACAAUGGAGGAUCAUUGCCGAUACAUGUUUAUUGGGCAUGUUGAAGGUCGCGCUUACUCGGCCUCCCUCAAGUACCGUCAAGCCUGCCGGUCCGUUGUCGUUGCACAUAAGCUGCAGUAUAUCCAACAUCACCACUAUCUCCUUGUAUCCUCCGGUCCGGAGCAGAACUACGUUGAAGUUGAGAGAGACUUCUCCGAUCUCCCGAAACGAAUGGACGAACUCUUAAAGAAUCUGGAGAAAGCAGAGCGCAUAGCCGAUAACAACGUCAAAACCUUCCGAGAACGAUACCUAACCCAAGCUGCUGAGGCAUGUUAUUGGAGAGCUCUGUGGGAGGGAUGGGCCGAAGUCUCGUCGAAUGUUACACGCGAGGUUGAACGGCCGGCGGUUGAAAGAGGACUACGUGCGGUCCUGUCGUGCACCUUCAAAGGCAAGAUCUUUCCUGGAAAUACACUGAGCAUUGAGAUUGACCAUUUAGGAUUUUCCAUUACCCAUAUCGUCCGGGACAAUCCAAAGACCCUGACGGUAUACUUUGGAGGAGUCAAGGGCCGUGCAGUUGGCGAGAACUAUAUCUCUCUCAAGCUCGACGCAACGCAGUUCCCGCAGCCUGCUUUGGCCCUUAUGGUGAUUUUACGAUUCGAAGACAUGCGUGACAAGUAUGUGGCGCUGGCCGCAAUGGGCAACAUCUUUACCGUCGAGGAAGUCUCUGUGCUGGUUUUCUACCAUGGACUGAAGAUGCAGAAUGCCGUCAAGAGUGACGCCAAUGGGGCCACGGACUACUCGAUACUCCUCGAGCUUGUCGAUUACAACGUUGCUAACAUGCAAUACAUCUGUGCUGGAGAUCUUCGUGGGUUGGCCACCCUUUCGGCGCUCAUGAAUGCAAUCGCAGCUGGCUCACUGAGUACUUCCUGUGUCGAGGAGAUGCAGAACUUCAUUCAGAAGACUCUGACCCAUCUUGAAUCAGCAAAGCAGCCUCUGGUUCUGCAACGAAGCCGAGCCACGAUGCCCUUGAAUGUCAAUGUGCCUUUCCAUAGUAGCCUUCUACGUCCGGGGGUGGAUUCCUUCCGCUAUCUCCUUCAAAGACAUAUCUCCGAGGCGAUGCUCGACCCGCGUGGACUAAUCGGGAAAUAUACCCCAACCUUAUCGCCAAUCCUUUUGAGCUCUCCAAGAAGUAUAUCCAAGGCAUUCUGGAUCUAA
This is a messenger RNA of Aspergillus thermomutatus, 2106 nucleotides long. RefSeq lists its product as uncharacterized. Lineage: Eukaryota; Fungi; Ascomycota; Eurotiomycetes; Eurotiales; Aspergillaceae. The record is from RefSeq and is a predicted model, not a curated record. The transcript is spliced from 8 exons. Bases 1 to 2106 code for a protein of 701 amino acids.